Molecule: messenger RNA, 1405 nt
Organism: Saprolegnia parasitica CBS 223.65
Lineage: Eukaryota; Oomycota; Saprolegniomycetes; Saprolegniales; Saprolegniaceae
Exons: 1
Coding region: 50-1405 (451 amino acids)
Molecular function (GO): DNA binding; DNA-binding transcription factor activity
Source: RefSeq, a predicted model, not a curated record
GUCGAAACGAUGCGAAGUCGCUCAAAUUCGCGAUUGCCAGCCAAACGCCAUGACCGGCUCCGUGACCGAGCUGCCGAUGAAGACGGAGGCGAAGGAAGGGGCGCAUGCAGGGACGCUGCAGUUCCAGGUGCGCCAGGGCCGCGAGCGCACCAACUCGGAAGAGACGGCCAUGAUUCUGACUGCGAUGGCAGCCAACAAGGACGACCCAACACCGACCCAGGACGAUGAGAAGGUCAAGGCCGACGACGACGACGAGGGGUGGAGCUCCGAUGGAUCGGACAAGGGUCGUCGUGGCGGGUCGAGUGCUGCCAACCGCAUGAAGUACCAAGCGACCAAGCUCAUCUCGAUCGACGAGCUGCGCGACCACUUUGACCAGCCCAUCGUCGAGGUCGCCCGUCACUUUGGCAUCUGCAUCACGCUCAUGAAGAAGGUGUGUCGGCGCAAUGGCAUCAAGCGGUGGCCACAUCGCCAGAUUCGGUCGCUCACCAAGAGUAUCAGCUCCAUGGAAGCCGCCAUGAUGACGGCCAAUGUCUCGGAACGCGAAAAGUACGAGGAGCAGAUCCGGUCCCUUGUGCUCAAGCGCGACGCGGUGAUUGCCGACCCGAACAAGGAAGUGUCCGUCUCCCUCGCAAAGGCAUCGGUCAAGGACGAGAAGCGCUCGCCACGAAGCGCCGGCAAGCUGCAUGACGACGAGGACGAUCUGCAAGACGACGAGAACGGUGACGACGACGACGACAACAUUGGUGGCAGUCCCGCCGUGUCCCCCAAGACGCAGCCACAGGCGGGCAAAGAUGACGGUGCUGCUCGAACGUUCAUUUUGCCUGCGUCGCACCCGCGCCCGCCACCGCCGCAGUACGAAGUCAAAGGUGGUCGGUGGACGGCGCAGGAGCAUGCGUCCUUUCUGGAAGGCAUCAAGCUCUACGGCAAAAACUGGCGCCGUGUCGCCCAAGUUGUGGGCACGCGCAACGCUGUCCAGACGCGCACGCAUGCGCAAAAGUACCUUCUCAAAACGAGCGCCCACCUCGAGAUCCACCUCGCGCUUCUGAACAAGGCUGCGGUUGACGAGGCGCCGUCAGCGUUCGACAAGCUCCAGGCCCUAGCAGCCAGCGCCCACGAUGAAGUCGUCGGUAGUGGUCUCGACCAUCUCUCGGCUGUUGUCUCCGAGGCCGCGAAGAGCCCGCGGGACAAGCUCAACUUUGCGACACCGCUCGUGCUCUCGGCGUCACCGCGUCGGCUUCCGGGUAACCCGAGCUCGUCGGCCGCGUCCACUCUGCGGAAGCUCGUACUUGCACGCAAGCCCGAUGACGCGUCGCCAUUGCAACCGCUUGCCAAGAAGCUCAAGCCCGUGGCCGACGAGCCAUUGCCGGGCAACGAGAACGCCGUGCCCAACGCCAACUCGGGCUAG